This is a messenger RNA of Salvia splendens (bonfire salvia), 2859 nucleotides long. Its product is annotated as DDT domain-containing protein PTM. The coding region runs from base 1 to 2859 and encodes 952 amino acids. Lineage: Eukaryota; Viridiplantae; Streptophyta; Magnoliopsida; Lamiales; Lamiaceae. The record is from RefSeq and is a predicted model, not a curated record. The transcript has 6 exons.
AUGGACUACGUCGGACUCAAGGUGGUGAGGAAGGAUUUCGGAGGCCGCGCCGCUAGCUUCGGCACAGUGGUGGCCUUUUCCACCACCACCGGUCUAUUCAGAGUUGCCUUCGAUGGCGGCGACGAAUCCGAGGAGAUGCAGCUGACGGAGCUCUAUCCGCUCUUCCUCACGCCGCCACCGCCUGGUUUUGGCCAGAUGCCGCUGGGGAAGGAGAGCAGCGUCGGAAUCGGAGCAGAUCUAGAAAAUCCUCGUGAUUCCGGUCGGAAUUUUGAUCUGAAUGUUUCCGGAGACAUCGAUUUGAACGUCGACGUCGACGGCGGCGGCGGUGUUGGAUUGCAUGGUCUGGACUUGAACGAAGGAGUGAACUACAUUCUCAACGGAGAAACCGAUUCCACACCAAAAUCCAGAGAAACUGAUCUGAAUCUGGAUUUAAACGAAGCGGCGCAGGCGGAGGAAUCCAGCACCACCUCCGCUAAGAUCGACUUGAACGAGCAGGCGUCGGCUAUGGAGAUCGACGACAGAGGGAAAGCCGCAGCCGAGGACGAUGACGACGACUGUGCAAUCAUACCGGCUCCAUCACACCACGUCGGAGGCGGCAGCAGCAGCGGCGGCCGAGGCAGAUGGAGGAGGAAUUACCGAACAAAUCCAGAUGCGGAAUCGAGGAGACUCAAUGCCAUGCCCUCUUUUCCAGCUAGGGAUAAUCAAUUGUAUGUGGCGAACACUCGUCUCAUGCAAUUCCAAGCAUCGGCUCCUCCUCCUCCUCCGAAGGCGUAUCUUCCAGAAUCUUCCACCAGUUUGGAUAUCGGCGGAGCUUCUAUGGUGGAUUUCCUCUCGGUGUACGCAUUUGUGAGAUACUUCAGUGUCACGCUACUCGUGAGCCCGUUCCAAAUCAGCGACUUUGCCGCUGCUCUGAUGAGCAAUGACUCGACGCCGCUGUUCGACGCUGUACAUCUGGCGCUCAUGACGGCGCUCAGAUCACAUCUCACAUCCCUCGCUGAUGGAGAAUUCGCGUCUGCAUCUGCGUGCCUAAGGUCUCUAAACUGGGAUUUGCUGGACUUGAUAACGUGGCCGGUAUUCCUCAUCGAGUACCUCCUCUUCCACAGUCCAAAGCACAUCCCUGGUUUGGAUCGCAGCGAGUUCAAGCUCUUCCAGAGCGAGUACUACGCAAUGCCGGCCCCAGCAAAGGUCGCCAUCCUACGCCAUCUCUGCGACGACGUCCUUGAAUCGAAGGCUUUCAAGGCCGAGGCCGACAAGAGGGCGCUCAUGGCGGAGACCCAGAGCUGGAACUCUCGCUACUUCAGCUGGAAAGGAAAGAAGAAUAAGAGGAGAAGCAGCGGAGGAGAUGGUGAUGAUCUGGCAGGGGAGUUUCUGAACGACUUCGUAGCCGAUGGGAAUGGCGACGAGUGCUAUCUGUGUAAAACAGAUGGUAACCUGAUCUGCUGCGACGGCUGCCCUGCUGCGUUCCAUGCUAGAUGCGUUGGGGUCGUCACCAGCCAAUUGCCCGUUGGCGAUUGGAUUUGCCCUGAGUGCACCAUAGAAAGGGAUGCGUCUUACCAGCUGAGUAAGUCUAUCCGUGGAAUGGAGCUGCUCGGGGUUGAUGCUUAUGCCCGGCACUACUACAACUGCUGCGGUUACUUGUUCGUGGCGGACUCGCGUGAAGACAACUACUGGUUUUCGUUGUACAACAAAGACGAUAUGCCAGCUGUUGUUGCAGCGCUAGAGACAUCAUCCACUGUGUAUGACGUAAUAGCAAGUGCUAUCCGGAGGAACUGGAACUUAACUCUUGGAGUCAGUUCUGAAGUUCCCGAGGACACGGUAAACCCUAGAGAUGAAGGAGCUGGUUCCGGUGCAUCAACCAGCUCUUCGGAAUUGGCAAACUACGCCAAUCUCUACGGGUUUGCUCGUAUGUCAUACAAGUUCUCCAAGGAGUUGGCCUCAAAAUGGUCCGAAGAAGAGCAAGCCACGAAAUCAGCAGGAGAGAUCAUUGGGAGGCAGAUGAGGGUGAUCUCCAACAAGUAUGCUGCAUUUUCGUGGCCGAAUCUCAGAGACCUGGGUCUGGCCACCACCAGGAGAGAGAACUGCGGAUGGUGCAUCUGCUGCAAAGUUCCCCAAUUGGAAAAAGAUUGCUUGUUCAUUGCCAGUGAUAAUGUUCAAGCAUCUGAAAAUUUCACGAGCCAGGCUUUGGGUAUCAUGCCAGGGUCGGAUAGUAGGAAGAUCCAUCUGGUUGAUAUCAUAUGCCAUCUUAUCUGGAUCGAGGAAUGCCUCCGUAGCCUUCUAUCCGGCCCCUGGUUGGAUCAAAGCUAUUCCGGCCGUUGGCGGAACAAUGCAGUUGAGGCUGCCCAUAUUGGAAGCCUGAAGCAUUUGCUCAUUGAGUUGGCAUCGAAUCUCCCUCGUCGCGUACUCUCUGGAGAUUGGACAAAGAGUGUCGAUAACGCAGCCACGAUGGGCUCAUCAUCUCACACAAUGAAGAAGUUCACAACGCGAGUGUCCCGACUACCUGCAGAUAGCCGGGGAAAACGCAAGUGCCCAAAGAGCAAACUCGCCCGAACUCCAAAAGAGGAACAAGGUGUGAGUUUGUCUUGGUGGAGAGGCGGAAAGGCUUCGCGCAAGCUCUUCAACUGGAAGACCUGUGGUAUAGCAGGUGGUUGUAAGAAGAUUGAUGGGGUUAGCUACCCAGACGGUGGAGACUACGCCAAGAGGACGAAGGGUCUCGCUUGGUCGGCCGCUGUGGAGGCAUCCAAGACAGUGGAGCAGCUUGCCCUUCAGGUGAGGCUAUUCGACGCCAGCAUCAAGUGGAACGCGGUAGGCAUCAUCAACCUUCACCCUGAACCCAAGAAAGAUAAGCAAGGAAGGCGGUGA